CACGCUCAAACUCAAAAUUGUAUAGAAAUGUUUUAAUUUAUAAUAUAACAAAUUUUUAGUUCUUUUUGGAUAAUUAUUGAGACAACAUGGCGGAUGCGCAACCAAAGCAAAAGCCGCCGCCCAAGGAGGUGACAAUCGUGCCACCGGAAAAGACCGCCGAUCCCAUUAUCUCGGUCAUUGGCGACUUCAGACGCUAUCAGUUCUUCUUCUGCAUGAUAAUAUUCCUCGUCAAAUUCGGCACGGGCUGGCACACGCUCGGUCACAUUUUCCUGGCGGCCCCCACGCCGCUCAAGUGCCAAACCGAAAAUGUGACAAACGCCUGCAGCGGCGACUGCGAGGAGAAGGAGUUCGAUACGAGCGUCUUCAAGAGCACCAUUGUGACCGAAUGGAAUCUCACCUGCGGCGACAGCUACAUGGCCAGCUUGUCCCAGGCUAUAGUCAUGACGGGCAUCAUGUUCGGUAGCAUCUUCUUUGGCGCCAUCUCGGAUCGCUGCGGACGUCGUCCUGCCUUUCUGGGCUGCUGCUUCAUGCAGCUCUUUACGGGCUUGACUGUCUGCCUGUCGCCCUAUUAUUGGUUCUACUGCGUGUUCCGGUUUCUGGUCGCCUUUGCCACAGGUGGCACCAUGGUGGUGAGCUUCGUGCUCAUCAUGGAGAUCAUAGGCCCCAAGAAGCGUGAACUGAUUGCGAUUCUAUAUCAGCUGCCCUUCAAUUUGGGCCACGCCUCGCUGGCGGUAUUUGCCUACUUCAUACGCACCUGGCGCUGGUUUCAGUUCAGCAUUACGAUCUUCUCCAUCGUAUUUGUCAUCUACAUAUUUCUGGUGCCGGAGUCGCCGCGCUGGCUGCUGACCACGGGCCGCGUGGAUAAGUCGAUUGCCAUAUUGGAGAAGGUGGCGAAACAUAAUCGAGCGCCCACCGAUAAUAUACGCGGUGAGAUUGAGGCGGCCAGCAAGGCGCUGCAGGCGAAGACGCCUGCGAAGAAGGGCACAGUCAUCGAUUUAUUCCGCACUCCGUAUCUGGCGGUGAAGACAAUUUGCAUGGCCAAUGCCUGGCUGGUGGUCAGCAUGGUCUACUACGGCACCUCGCAGUUCAUAUCGAAUCUGGGCGGCAAUAUCUUCAUCAACAAUUUGAUUGUCGCCAGUCUGGGCAUACCCGGCACGCUGAUCUGCGUGUUGAUGACCAAAUAUCUGGGACGCAAGCUGACGCUGCAGCUCUCGAACGGCUGCAGCGCCGUCGGGCUGCUGCUGCUCGCCUUUUUGUCCAAUACCAAUGAGAUUGUGCGCGUGACGCUGGCGGGCUUGGGGCUGUUCGGUGCCUCCAUUACUUACCCCAAUGUGUAUCUCUAUGGCGCCGAGAUCUUUCCCACUGUGGUGCGCUCCAAUGGCGUCGGGCUCUGCUCGAUGAUCGGACGCAUUGGCUCCAUAGCGGCGCCGUUUAUCUCCGAUCUGUCGAAGAUUAAGUUCUGGUAUACGCCGCUGAUCUUUGGCAUCUUCUCGGCCUUUGGGGUGUUCACCGCGUUCUUCUUGCCGGAGACGCGUGGCAUGCAACUGCCCGAGACGCUCGAGGACGGCGAACAGUUUGGCCGCAAGCAGCCCAAGGCCAAGGAGUAACUUGCCGCAUCCUUUUUUACACUUGACUCUCAAAUGGUUUGAAUAAUUUUAUAUAUUUGUAAUAGCAAAUUAGUAAAAUGUGCGUAAGCUUAAACUUAA
Molecule: messenger RNA, 1706 nt
Organism: Drosophila busckii
Lineage: Eukaryota; Metazoa; Arthropoda; Insecta; Diptera; Drosophilidae
Product: organic cation transporter protein
Exons: 3
Coding region: 87-1607 (506 amino acids)
Biological process (GO): transmembrane transport
Cellular component (GO): membrane
Molecular function (GO): transmembrane transporter activity
Source: RefSeq, a predicted model, not a curated record